CGACAGACGACGAUAAGCCAACGAGGAUAGGAUAGUUCAAAACAAUCCAAACCGACUAGCCAUUCUUGCCUCGAUUCAAAAUUAAGUAUACAUCGUUAUACUAUAGUUUAAUCAACGUAAUUGAAUAUACUACGACGACCAUUCCAAUUGGACAAUCUGCCGAACAGAGUUCAUGAGCUGAUAAGAAAGGUACACAGACUUGGUUGGUGCUUAGUGCUUGUAGAAUUUAAAGAGAGAUAGUUAGAACAAUAUUCGUUCCAUAAUGACCGCCGAUUUGGAGCUAAUCAAGAAACAUAUUGGUGAAUAUCCAGAUUUCCCGACGAAGGGAAUUCUGUUCAAGGAUAUUUUCACCGCCUUGCGAAACGGUCCGGUCUGCCAAGCGUUAAAGCGGUUAAUAAUCGCUCACAUUCGUAAUACCUGUCCGCAUAUUGAGGUCGUAGUUGGCCUUGAAGCGAGGGGUUUUCUAUUCAGCCUACUGAUUGCCGCUGAGUUGGGAAUCGCAUGUGUUCCAAUUCGUAAAAAGGGAAAACUACCUGGCGAAUGUGUCAAGUAUGAGUACAAACUGGAGUACGGCACGGACGUAUUCGAGAUUCAACAGGGUAGCAUCACGCCCGGACAGAAGGUACUGAUCAUUGAUGACUUGCUGGCCACGGGUGGAACGAUGGAUGCUGCUAACAAGUUGGUACAUCAGAUUGGCGGUGUUGUUGAGCAGAAUUUGGUUAUAAUCGAGCUGACCUCGCUGGGUGGUCGGAAGAAGCUGGAAGCAUCCGGUUUCAAUAUACAUUCCUUUAUUGAAUACGAUGAUGUUGAGUGAUUUUGGGGAAAUUUGAAAAUCUUUAAAGACAUAAUAUAUACGUGCUAUAAAAUAUGCACUAGAAGCAAUGCUAUGAGAAUUUACCUUCAAUUUUACAAUCGAUAUUUAAUGUUAACUUGUUUUUAGUUCGUUAUUCACUUGAGGCGGCAUAAAAUCUUCCGCAGGCAAUACAGUUAAGCUUCUUUUCCUAAAUGAGUCCACUAAUAACACUAUAGUUCUAGGUCUUUUUGAUCAACUGUACAAUUAACGUCUGGCUGAAAAUCUCCUUAAUAAAGACAACC
Ochlerotatus camptorhynchus is the source of this 1095-nucleotide messenger RNA. It is a transcript of the gene Aprt, whose product is annotated as adenine phosphoribosyltransferase. The transcript is spliced from 3 exons. The record is from RefSeq and is a predicted model, not a curated record. Gene Ontology annotation, molecular function: adenine phosphoribosyltransferase activity; adenine binding; AMP binding. Bases 263 to 814 code for a protein of 183 amino acids. Gene Ontology annotation, biological process: adenine salvage; AMP salvage. Lineage: Eukaryota; Metazoa; Arthropoda; Insecta; Diptera; Culicidae. Gene Ontology annotation, cellular component: cytoplasm.